Oryctolagus cuniculus (rabbit) is the source of this 2468-nucleotide messenger RNA. RefSeq names its product MAPK interacting serine/threonine kinase 2 (gene MKNK2). Gene Ontology annotation, biological process: protein phosphorylation. Lineage: Eukaryota; Metazoa; Chordata; Mammalia; Lagomorpha; Leporidae. The record is from RefSeq and is a predicted model, not a curated record. Gene Ontology annotation, molecular function: ATP binding; protein kinase activity.
GGCGGCCCAGACGGGGGAGUCCCGCGGUGGCGGCGGUGGCGGCGCUGUUCCCCGCGCGGUCCGCGGAGCGGGGUCCGGGCUGCGCGACGUCGGGCGGCGGCGGCGGCGGCGGCGGCACUGCGGCCCCGGCCCGAGCCCGACUCCGGGUCCGGUCCCCGGCCGCCCCCCGCCCGCGGGCCGCCCCCCGGGCCCUGCGUCCCCUCCCCCGCCGGCGGGGCCCGGACAGAAGAUGGUGCACCGGAAAACAGCCGACGUCCAGCGCUUCCACCGUUCGUUCAAGGCACAGGACCCUUUGGAGCUGGCCUUGUCCCUAGAGCAGGCCCACCUGGGGGACACGGACUGCAGCCCGGAGCUCGAGGCCCGCCCCGACAUGCCCGCCAGCCAGCCCAUCGACAUCCCGGACGCCAAGAAGAGGGGCAAGAAGAAGAAACGGGGCCGCGCCACCGACAGCUUCUCGGGCAGGUUCGAAGACGUCUACCAGCUGCAGGAGGACGUGCUGGGGGAGGGCGCCCACGCCCGCGUGCAGACUUGCGUCAACCUCAUCACCAACCAGGAGUACGCGGUCAAGAUCAUCGAGAAGCAGCCGGGCCACAUCCGGAGCCGGGUCUUCCGGGAGGUGGAGAUGCUGUACCAGUGCCAGGGACACAGAAACGUUCUGGAGCUGAUCGAGUUCUUCGAGGAAGAGGACCGCUUCUACCUGGUGUUUGAGAAGAUGCGGGGCGGCUCCAUCCUGAACCACAUCCACCAGCGGCGGCACUUCAACGAGCUGGAGGCCAGCGUGGUGGUGCAGGACGUGGCCAGCGCCCUGGACUUCCUGCAUAACAAAGGCAUCGCCCACAGGGACCUGAAGCCCGAGAACAUCCUGUGUGAGCACCCCGACCAGGUGUCCCCCGUGAAGAUCUGCGACUUCGACCUGGGCAGCGGCAUCAAACUGAACGGGGACUGCUCGCCCAUCUCCACCCCGGAGCUGCUCACCCCGUGCGGCUCGGCCGAGUACAUGGCCCCGGAGGUGGUGGAGGCGUUCAGCGAGGAAGCGAGCAUCUACGACAAGCGCUGCGACCUGUGGAGCCUGGGCGUCAUCCUCUACAUCCUGCUCAGCGGCUACCCGCCCUUCGUGGGCCGCUGCGGCAGCGACUGCGGCUGGGACCGCGGCGAGGCCUGCCCGGCCUGCCAGAGCAUGUUGUUCGAGAGCAUCCAGCAGGGCAAGUACGAGUUCCCCGACAAGGACUGGGCGCACAUCUCGCUCGCCGCCAAAGACCUCAUCUCCAGGCUGCUGGUGCGGGACGCCAAGCAGCGGCUGAGCGCCGCGCAGGUCCUGCAGCACCCGUGGGUGCAGGGGUGCGCCCCCGAGAACACCCUGCCCACGCCCAUGGUCCUGCAGAGGAACAGCUGUGCCAAAGAUCUCACGUCGUUCGCGGCCGAGGCCAUGGCGGUGAACCGGCAGCUGGCCCAGCGCGAGGACGCGGCCGAGGCGGCCCCGCCCGUGGUCAUCCGAGCUACCUCACGCUGCCUGCCGCUGUCGCCGCCCUCCGAGUCCCAGCUGGCCCAGCGGCGGCAGCGCGCCAGCCCGGCGGCCGGCGUGGUGCUGGUGGGCGACCGCGGCUGAGCCGAGCUGCGGGCCGGCGGUGUGUGUUUGUAGGAUUUUGCUGUUGGGUUUGCCCCUUUUCCCGUUUCUCCCCGCCUCGCACCCCGUUUCCCCUUUCCACGGUGUCAAAGCCAGCCGCGCCGGCGAGAGCAAGGGCGCCUACUGUGAAGCCCCGCCCCCGGCCGCCCCGGCCGCCCCCAGGUGGAUGGGACGGUGGCCCCCGGCCUGGUCGGGGCGGCGCCCCCGCUGCCCGCCCUCAGCCCCCGGCCGCCUGGUCCCGGGAGAGUUGACAAUCCAGGCUUCCUCCGAGGCCCCUGACCUUGACCUUGACCUUAAACUGCAGCUGACCUUGGGGACUCCCACCCCCACCCUGCCUGGGGCCGCCCCGCGGUGGAGGGGGUGGACAGCCGCCUGUCAGCGACACGGGGGCCCCGCAGUGCCCCUUCUCAGGGCUCCGUCUGACCGCGGCCACGUCCGGCCCGGGCCCCACGGGCAGCUGCGCGCUGUCCACCUUCAGGAAAAUCGGCCUCGGCCUGGGCCGCCCCGGGAGUGCAGGGCCCCCCAGCCGGGGCGGCCGGCCGCGGACCGCGGUGAAAACUAUGCAAUCCGAGCUCCCCGCUGCGCGUGCGCGGUCCGGGUCGGCCGUCGUGUUUAGUUUUAAAAAAAAAACACCAACAAAAAAAAAAAGCAAAACCAGGAGACCUGGGCUGACUUGGCGUCCCUGUUGUCGGUACUUGAGCGUCGGCGGGCCUGGCCGGCGGCCCGCGGAGCCGGGCGGAGGAGGCCGAGGGUCGGACGCCCGGCACGGCGGGGACCGAGCACUUUACCGCGCGGGCUUUUGUAUCCGUUUUGUACGCAUUUAAUAAAAGUCAACGCAAACCUG